AUGCCAGCGCACUCUCUCCUCUUUCAGCCGAGCCGCGACGUCGCCGCCCGUCCGCUUGUCGGCCUUCCCAUCUGCCGCCUCGUCAGCGAGAGCGUCCAGGCACUGCGUGAAAAACGCCUUCACCCGGGCGCUGUCGACGUCGGCCCUCCGCCCGCUCUCGACGGGCCAGGCGUCGCCCCCGUCCGCAAGCAGCAGGCGCAGCGCCUCGUCCUCGGCCAGACCCUUGUCCCAGCGCGCCCAGGCGUCGCAGUACCUCGCCCAGCGCUCCCGGCGCUCCCUGCGCAGCCUCCGGUCCCGACCCCUGCGCAGCCUGGCCUCGAGCGCGUCGUCGACCCUGCCGGCGUCGUCCCGGGCCCGCCUGUCCCUGGCCCUCUCCUCGUCCCGCUCCGCCCUCUCCCGCCGCCUCCGCUCCCUCGCCUCCAGCAGGCCCGCGUGCGUCUUCUCCCACAUCUUGGCGCGUAUGUGCGCCGCGUACUCGUCCUCGGUCAUGGACUCGAGCUCGCCGCCGCCGCCGCCGCCCAGCGUGUGGAUCGGCUGCCCGUACACGCCCUCCCAGUACGCCGCGCCCUCGUCGUCCGCCAUGGCGUCGAACAGCGACUCGCGGAACGCCGCGUCCGGGUCAAGCGGCGGGCCAGCGAAUGGGUCUUCGGGCUCGGGGUCUGGCGCUUUUUCUUCUUCCCUGUCGCGCCGUCUUCGCCGGUGCCGGUGCCGGUGGCUCCUGCUACUCGACUCUUCCUCGCCGUGGUCGUGACGUCGGCUGCGUCUGUGCCGGCCAUCGUCUUCUUCGUCGCGGCGUCGGCGGGACGGCCGGUCCCCGCGCGGAACUUGCUCGGCCUGCUGCCCGAGUACGAGUCGUUCAUGUCGCUCCUCAAUGACUGUACCUCUUCCUCUGCUUCGGCGUCGCGCGAUGUGCGGUCUGACGGCUGUGGCUCCUGCGGUCGGGUUCGCUUCGGCGAUGCCCGGGAGGCGCUCUGGGGCAAUUGCGGGCCUUCGGUCUGGUAUGGAUUUAUCGAGGAGAGGAUGCGCGCCCGCUUGGACGGCCUUUCUGAGGGAUCGUGCAUCAUGACAUCGAGAUUACAUGAACAGAACAAGGACCUUGUUCUGAUCCACUUCGGCCAAUCCCACCUAUGCCCUCCUGACAAAAUCGCCAACGACACCCCCGAGCUGGCUAAAGAGCACGCCCUUGAAGAUGGCCUCGCCCAUCUCCUCGCCCCAGUGUCCGGCAGCCUUGAGCUUCUCCUUCCAGGCGGUCCGCUGAGCGACCGGCAGCUCCUCCCACGCGACAGGGGACCCGCCCUCCUUAAAGGAAGAGGCGUCAGCCCCGCCGUUGGCCUGGUCGGAUCCGCCAGCGUCCCCAGCGACGACUACGUGCGGUGCAAAUUCUAUCCCGCUCUCGCCCUCGCCCUCGCGGAGCACCACGGGCCCGUCGGCCUCGGCCAGCCUUUGCAAGAGGGGUCUAGCCUCGCUGCUGCCCUUGCCACCCGCCAGCUGGCGGGGGCAAACUUCCUGACGCCGAGGAUGGGCUUGUCCGUGAAGUGGCGGAUCUCGAGAAAGCUCUGCAUGAUGAUGGCCAGCAGCAAGACACCCACCCCAAAGAUGGUAAACACCGUCCUGGGCGAUGGGGCUUUCGAGGGUGCCGCUACCACGUAUCGUGCGGGCUGUUUUGGUUUGAUGGGGUUCGAGGCGCGACGUGCGCCCUUGGUUGACGUUGUUACCUUUUCGGACCCUGGCGUGGCUAACUUCUUCAGCGGGAUGGUGUGUACGACAGCCGUGUUUGCGACUGAAACGGAAGCAAGUUUAACCACAGGCGGGCGCCGUGCAGAGGAGCCCGGGCCAGCGGGAGUUGUCGUCGCCGCCGCUGCCGCUGCCGCCUUGGCCGAUUUGGUCGACUUUGGUGGGGAAGUGCUAGAUGUGAUGAGACCGGCGGAGGUAGGUACCGGUGGGUAG
Pyricularia pennisetigena is the source of this 1947-nucleotide messenger RNA. RefSeq lists its product as uncharacterized. The record is from RefSeq and is a predicted model, not a curated record. NCBI's taxonomy places the organism in Eukaryota, Fungi, Ascomycota, Sordariomycetes, Magnaporthales, Pyriculariaceae. The transcript has 4 exons. Bases 1 to 1947 code for a protein of 648 amino acids.